Neolamprologus brichardi is the source of this 1342-nucleotide messenger RNA. NCBI's taxonomy places the organism in Eukaryota, Metazoa, Chordata, Actinopteri, Cichliformes, Cichlidae. The record is from RefSeq and is a predicted model, not a curated record.
AUGGCCGAGAGAGCUCUUCGGGUCGCUGCAGAGGCCCUCUAUCAAAGCACAGGGGCUACAGAAGGCACUCCCAAGACUCUCAGCCUUCAAGAGGCUUUGGAGCUCUUCAGACCAGACUUCAUCAGCCGAUCUCAGGGUCGACUGAGGAGGUUGGAGCAGAGGGCUAGAAUAAGGAAAUCACUGCAGGACUCCAAUCCAGACCUGGUGCAGGGCCUUAGGGAAAAUCGUGUCAAGCAAAAGAGGAACUGCACCACACCAGAUCCACUUAGUGAUAACCUUUUCAAGCCUAGAGAGAGGUCUAUAUCGAGUAGAGAGAUGCAGCUGAGGUCCAGACGGAUUUACAACAUGCUGCCAGAGGUGACAAAGAGAAAGGAGGAGGAAAAAAGAAGGGCUGUAUCUCAAGCCAACAGACUGCGGGCCGAAGUCUUUAAAAAGAAAAUUCUGGAUCAGGUCCUGCAAAGAUAAAUCGGACACCGGCGAAUGGGGAUACUUCGCUGACCACUCACUGCAUCUUCAGGCUUAACACUUUGCAAUAAUAAUUACUGUAUAACGCCUUUAAUUUCUUACUUAAGUCAUGCUAUGUCAUUUGAUGUUGUAUUUUGCAUCCUGUAACCAGAAAAAAACGAUAUUGCAGAUAUUGUCACCAGGCUUUUAUUAGUUGAGGAUAAUGUAUUUUGGCUAUUAUCUGUUACUGAUAUGAUUCAAUCUGACACUAAACAGAGAUGCUGAAAUUAUUAUUAAAUAGGCAAUUUUGUAAAAGUAGUCUGCAGGUGGAAAUUGCAUGAAGUGAAAUCUGCGUGAGAUCAAUUGUGUGCAAACAAUAACAAAACCCACACACCCCACCUACCACCGACAAUUGCUCAUUACCGACAAAUGUGAUGAGUUUGUCAGUUGUCAGGUCUUUUUUGCUGGUCAAAUAAACAUGCAGCAGUCAAACAAAGCAGACAUAAUCAUCUAAAUUGAGCAGUUUCUUUCCUGAUGCUUUUCUUCAUUGGAUAUAUCUUUUUCCACAAAUGUCGCUCAAGGGCUGCAAAAAACUGAAUGUAUCCCUCGGACAUUCUGCGUUAAAGUUAUUUUACAGGAAGUCAAGCCUUGGUGCUUUAACCAGAAAACCUUGGCUGUCAUUGUUACUGUACAGUAGGUGUUCAUAAAGCAGGAGAGGGAGGCUACGUUUCGUCAUUGACUUCACAUGUGCCUGGAGGCCUGUGGAACCUCCCAUCCGGAACAGUGGAAUUUCAAGCUAAUCGAACUCAGGAGACUUGCAGCACCCGUGAAAGGGGCCUUUGUCACACAGCUCCAAACCAAAGAUGACAUUGUAAUAAGAGAGGAGACUCCUGAGCAC